AUGGCAGUCGAAGCGAUGUGGUCGCAGGCCCGAUAUAGCAGACAGACUGUUGCGUGCGGCCCAGAGUUGACGAAAGACGACCGCGCGUACAAAGCCGAGCAAGAUGAAGAGUUCCAGGCGGUGAAUGUGCCAAAGAACAGAUACGGGACGGUCUCGGGGGUGGUGCAGCUGUGGACACAGGCGAAAUUUGAGAUCACUGAAGAGUGGGAGGAGAUGACGGUCCAGGCGGAGUUCUUCGCGCCAGACCCGUGA
Molecule: messenger RNA, 252 nt
Organism: Aphanomyces invadans
Lineage: Eukaryota; Oomycota; Saprolegniomycetes; Saprolegniales; Verrucalvaceae
Exons: 4
Coding region: 1-252 (83 amino acids)
Source: RefSeq, a predicted model, not a curated record